This is a messenger RNA of Labeo rohita (rohu), 2104 nucleotides long. Its product is annotated as sphingomyelin synthase-related protein 1. Gene Ontology annotation, molecular function: ceramide cholinephosphotransferase activity; protein binding; sphingomyelin synthase activity. The transcript is spliced from 7 exons. Gene Ontology annotation, cellular component: endoplasmic reticulum membrane; Golgi membrane. Bases 184 to 1437 code for a protein of 417 amino acids. Lineage: Eukaryota; Metazoa; Chordata; Actinopteri; Cypriniformes; Cyprinidae. Gene Ontology annotation, biological process: ceramide biosynthetic process. The record is from RefSeq and is a predicted model, not a curated record.
AGCGGAAGUGACCUCAUCUGCAGUAUUUACACACUGAAACACUUUCACAGCUGUCAGAUCGACUGUGCUCCGCUACCUGGGUCACGGCGCGAUGAUUUACCACAGAUGUCCCGACAGACUGACAUUUAGGAGAUUCGUCGCGAUUCGGAGUGAACAAUCUAAUGUGUAACUUCGUGUGAGAGGAUGCGCGAGCGAGAGAUGGCCGGUAACGGCGGGCAGCUCAGCGUGCGCCACUGGACCCCGAAGCACGUGGGCCGCUGGCUGCGCGAAGAAGGCUUCUGCGACUACGUGGACCUGCUGUGUAACAAACACCGCCUGGACGGAACCAGCCUGCUGACGCUGAGCGAAUACGACCUGCGCUCUCCUCCGCUGGAGCUCAAGGUCCUGGGAGACAUUAAACGGCUCAUGGUUUCUCUCAGGAAGCUGCAGAAGCAGAACGCCGACGUGUUAGAGGAGCUCGGCCUGUCCUACGACGGACACUCGCCUCAGAACAGCGCAGGUGGAGUGGAUUGGUUGUGUAACGGUGAAUCCGCGCGGGAUUGCGAUGCCGUGUUGGACACUUUGAGCGGCGAUCAGUAUCACCAGUACAACAACGGUAAAUACAAGCAGCAGCCGCGGAGAUUGGACCCCGAGUACUGGAAAACCAUCAUCAGCUCCGUCUACGUGGUCUUCGUCUUCGGCUUCACGUCGUUCGUCAUGGUGAUCGUCCACGAGCGAGUGCCAGACAUGAGGACGUACCCGCCGCUGCCAGACAUCUUCCUGGACAGUGUACCCAGAAUCCCCUGGGCGUUCGCGAUGGCUGAGGCCUGCGGCGUGAUCCUCUGCUCUAUUUGGCUGCUAGUUUUGCUGCUUCAUAAACACAGGUCGAUCCUGUUGAGGCGGUUGUGUAGUCUCAUGGGGACGGUCUUCAUGCUGCGCUGCGUCACCAUGUUUGUGACGUCUCUCUCUGUCCCGGGUCAACACCUGCAGUGCACUGGGAAGAUAUACGGUGACAUGUGGGCGAAGCUGCAGCGCGCCGUGGCCAUAUGGAGCGGUUUUGGCAUGACUCUCACCGGAGUGCAGACGUGUGGAGAUUACAUGUUCAGCGGACACACGGUCGUCCUCACCAUGCUCAAUUUCUUCGUCACUGAAUACACGCCGCGCAGCUGGAACUUCAUCCACACGCUCUCGUGGGUCCUCAACCUGUUCGGCAUCUUCUUCAUCCUGGCGGCGCACGAGCAUUACUCCAUCGACGUCUUCAUCGCCUUCUACAUCACCACCAGACUCUUCCUGUACUACCACACGCUGGCCAACACUCGAGCCUACCAGCAGAGCCGCCGCGCGCGCAUCUGGUUCCCCAUGUUCUCCUUCUUCGAGUGCAACGUCAACGGGCCCGUGCCCAACGAGUACUGCUGGCCGUUCGCUCGGCCCGCCAUCCUCAAACGCCUCAUCGGCUGAUUCCCGACGGGAGCGUGCGGUUCCUGCGUUGCCAUGAUGUAGAGGAGGCCAAAACCUCACAUGCGUUUCCUCCAGUAGCUGUCGUCUUUACAGGGAUUUCAUCUUGCUUUACUUUAUGAUGGAAACUAAAAAUACUAAACUGGAACUAUUGCAGUCUUGCUCUUCCCGGUGACUGGGAAACUUUUAGGUCUCUUAAACUGGUUUGCAUGACAGUAUUCGUUUGGCCUAGUUUCUUAAUAAUGCUGUAGAUACUUGACGUUGUAAAUUCCUCAUUUCUCCCAAAGACGUUUCAGAUUUUUAGCGUUGUGAAGAUACUGACGUGAUCAACUUUUGAAGCAAUAUGAAACUUCUUACUGUUGUUUUAAAACGUUUCGUGUGAAACCGGAUGGUUUUCAUUGAAUUCUGAUCAUCGUAUUGGUCUUAUUGCCAUUAUUGUUGCUAUUUUUGUAGUGCGAUGAUUUUAUUUAGGCAGUAUUAGUAGCUGUAUGGGAUGACAAAAUGAAAAUACUGUGUUUAAGACGUAAAUUGUCCCCUGUAUUUUAGUGAAUCUCACAAAAUGUGUUAUUUCAUAUUUUUUGUUUUAUUUUCAUUUUUUUUUUUUUGUAAUUCUCAGUGUUGAAUAAAAUAUGUAUAUUUAUAUAUAUAUAUAUAUAUAUAUAUAUAUAUA